ACAGUAGUAUAGCCACAGCUUUAAGCUCCGUCUGCUGUAAAGUUUUGAGCUUAGUAAAAGAUACUUAGAAUGGGUUGCAUUGGAUCGUCGCUAAAUAAACCAAAAACAGGAACGGUGAAAAAGAUAAGGAAGCCAAAGCCUUGGAAGUUCCCAAGGCCGGUUACAUGGAGUCAACUACUGCAGAUGCGUGAUGAGUUCUGGGAUACGGCUCCUCAUCAUGGUGGCAAAAAAGAAAUAUGGGACGCAAUACAUGCAGCAGCUGAGGCUGACAUAGAGCUUGCUCAAGCAAUUGUGGACAGUGCAGGGGUGGUGGUGCAUAAACCUGACAUGACAGUUUGUUAUGAUGAAGGAGGUACCAAAUAUGAAAUACCAAGGUAUGUGUUGAGCGAACCAACAAACUUGAUACAACUGAGAUGAAAGAAGAUGAAGCACAAGUACAAUCAUAGCUAAACUUUUGAGUAGUUUUUUGGACCUGGUUCAGUUUUACUUCUGAACUUUAACAGGCUUACGAUUUCAUUGUGAUACCAACACCAAAGUAUCACUUUCUGAUAGUAUUUAGGCAUAUUUUUGUGAUGUUUUCCAACAAUUCUAUGAAAAAAUAAAUUACAACUCGUGUAUUUGUGUAAA
Messenger RNA from Erigeron canadensis, 627 nucleotides. RefSeq names its product ubiquitin domain-containing protein 1-like. The transcript has 4 exons. Bases 70 to 417 code for a protein of 115 amino acids. The record is from RefSeq and is a predicted model, not a curated record. NCBI's taxonomy places the organism in Eukaryota, Viridiplantae, Streptophyta, Magnoliopsida, Asterales, Asteraceae.